AUGUCUUCGAGUGCCGAGCCAAUUGACAGCAGUAUGAAGCCGAAAAGACCAUCGGAUAGUGCUUUCAAACAACAGCGACUCCCUGCAUGGCAACCAAUUUUGACAGCUGGUACUGUUCUGCCUACAUUCUUUGUGAUAGGAAUCGCGUUUAUACCAGUUGGAAUAGGAUUAUUAUACUUUUCUGAUGAAGUCAAAGAGAAGGUGAUUGAAUAUACUGAUUGUCACAAAUUUGCCAAUGGGAAAGAAGGACCUGAAAAAUGCGCCGAUAUUAUAGAGAACAAUCCAAAUGAAGAAUGUGAAUGUCGUAUAAAUUUUACAUUAGAACAUGAUUUUGAAGGGAAAGUAUUUAUGUAUUAUGGCCUCACAAAUUUCUAUCAGAAUCAUCGACGAUAUGUUAAAUCUCGUGAUGAUAAGCAACUUCUUGGUGAGCUUAAGCCCAAUGAACCAUCCCAUGACUGCAAUCCCUUUGCCUUCACAGAAGAAACUAAUGAUACUACCAAAAAACCUAUUGCACCUUGUGGUGCUAUUGCAAACUCAUUAUUUAGUGACACUUUAGUGUUACAUUCAUUUCAUAGAGGUGAUACUGUUCCGAUGUUGAAGAAAGGUAUUGCAUGGCCAUCUGAUAAGGAAAUCAAAUUCCGUAAUCCUCCUGGUGAUAAUUUAACUGAGGUCUUCAAAGACUUUGCAAAACCUCUUAGAUGGAAACGACCUGUUUAUGAACUUGAUCCAAGUGAUCCAGAUAAUAAUGGUUUUGAGAAUGAAGAUUUAAUUGUAUGGAUGCGAACUGCAGCUUUGCCAAACUUUCGUAAACUCUAUCGAAUUGUUAAUCACACAGCAGAUGGUUAUGCUAAUGGUUUGCCAAAAGGAGAUUACUGUCUUAAUGUCACUUACACAUAUCAGGUUAAUUCUUUUAGAGGUACAAAGUGCAUGAUCUUGUCUACAACAUCCCUCUUGGGUGGAAAAAAUCCCUUCCUUGGUAUAGCAUACAUUGUUGUUGGAACUAUAUGUCUUCUUUUGGGCAUUGUAUUUUUGUUCAUACACAUUAAGUGUGGCAAGAGCACUACGGAAAUGAUAAAUGUCAAUCCUCGCACUCCUUACCAAUAA
This is a messenger RNA of Gryllus bimaculatus (two-spotted cricket), 1104 nucleotides long. The record is from the annotation of a GenBank genome assembly. Lineage: Eukaryota; Metazoa; Arthropoda; Insecta; Orthoptera; Gryllidae.